Messenger RNA from Nasonia vitripennis (jewel wasp), 5129 nucleotides. Its product is annotated as serine/threonine-protein kinase SIK3. Bases 418 to 3219 code for a protein of 933 amino acids. Gene Ontology annotation, cellular component: cytoplasm. The transcript has 12 exons. Gene Ontology annotation, molecular function: protein serine/threonine kinase activity; ATP binding; tau-protein kinase activity. Gene Ontology annotation, biological process: microtubule cytoskeleton organization; intracellular signal transduction; protein phosphorylation. Lineage: Eukaryota; Metazoa; Arthropoda; Insecta; Hymenoptera; Pteromalidae. The record is from RefSeq and is a predicted model, not a curated record.
AGUAGGGGCGCUAUCGCUCGGAGACACAACAAUAAUCGCGAUUCGCGGCGGCCGAGUCAGUCAGUCGCUCAGCAAGCUGGCGGCCGCCGCCGUGCGCGAGUGAACGAACGGCAUCUUUUCUCUCUUUCUCGCCCGUAUAUAGAUCAACCCGUUGAUCAUUGUCGCGUUGUACAAUACACUCCCCAAAGUACCUAUACUAUAAGUAGUGUGUAUUAAGUAUCGCAUUCGUACAUACGCAUCGUCGUCGUCGCCGCCGCCGCCGCCGCCGCGGUCGUAUGCUACUCAUGUAUAUAUAACAAACAUAUAUACACGCCGCGAAACUCACGAGUGCAACAGCAGCAGCACCAGCAGCAGUAGAUAUUAAGAUAUUUAUCGUGUGCGCGCUCUCGGGGCGCCGCGCGAGAGAACGUAGUGAAAAUGGCAUCCGCGAGCUCGACAGCGGGGAAUCAGCAGCAGCAGCAGUUCCCCGUUAACAAGCUCAUCCGCGUCGGCUACUAUGAGCUCGAGAAGACGAUCGGCAAGGGCAACUUCGCCGUCGUCAAGAUGGCCACCCACGUCGUCACGAAAUCCAAGGUGGCCAUUAAAAUUAUUGACAAGACCAAGCUGAAUGAGGAGAACCUAGCAAAAAUAUUUCGGGAAGUGCACAUAAUGAAGAGACUGAGGCAUCCACAUAUAAUUAGACUAUAUCAAGUGAUGGAGACAGAAAAAAUGAUAUACUUAGUGACUGAGUACGCACCUGGUGGUGAAAUAUUUGAUCACUUAGUUAGGAAUGGUAGGAUGGUAGAGCCAGAGGCAAGAAGAAUCUUUCGUCAAAUUGUUCAAGCAGUUCGUUACCUUCAUCAACAAAGAGUUGUUCAUCGAGAUCUUAAGGCUGAAAAUCUGUUGCUGGAUGCAGACAACAAUAUUAAAUUAGCAGAUUUUGGAUUCAGCAAUGAAUUUAAGCCAGGUGUACCUUUGAGCACUUGGUGCGGUUCACCACCCUAUGCAGCACCAGAAAUCUUCGAAGGGAGACAAUAUGAUGGUCCUAGAGCAGAUGUUUGGAGCCUGGGAGUUGUACUAUAUGUAUUAGUUUGUGGAGUUUUACCAUUUGAUGGACCCACUAUGCAAUCACUCAGAUCUGUAGUGAUUUCAGGGAAAUUUAGGAUACCUUUCUUCAUGUCUGCAGAGUGCGAGUGGUUGAUAAGGCAUAUGCUGGUGGUAGAGCCGGAACGACGUCUCAGCAUCUCACAGAUCCUGUCGCAUCAGUGGAUGUUCGGUGAAGGCAGCCAGCCCACGGAAGCCGAGUCCGAGAGCAUCAGUCUCAACGGCGAUUCGCUAGUACCGCAACAGCUAAACCAGCUCGUGAUCGAGAGCAUGCUUAAACUGCCAGGCCUCGACAUCGACACGCUGCUGCAAGCUGUCCAGGGCAACGCCUUCAAUCACGUCUCGGCAAUUUACAAUUUGCUCUGCGAUCAAUUGGAGAACGCGGUGACGAGCGUGCCCAGCAUACAGAACGUGCCUGGCGGCUACGUGCCCGACGACGCUCAUCAGCUCGAGAAGUUCGGAGAAACGGAAGGCGUCGAAAUGGAGGAACGCAGUGGCCUUCAACUACCCAUCGGUACGCCUUACCACGCAACGCGUCGGCACACGGUGGGCCCAGGUGAUACGGCUCAUCAGCCGGCCAAUGCAGCCUAUCCCUGUGGAUACCCGAUGGGCUACGCACCACUGCAUCUCCUACCAAAUCUCCAGUUGAACGCGGAUCCGCAACUCCUGCCGCACACGAAUCUUGCGCUCAACUUACCUCUGGUGCAAAACCAGCCGCCACAAAAUUUCCAAAUCAAGGACCAGCAUCUGCUCAAGCCACCCUCCGCUAUGGGCGCAACAAGCAGUUUUGGGAGAAGAGCUUCGGAUGGUGGAGCGAAUUUGCAUGUUUUCUAUCAGCAACAGCACGGUAGCAAUAGUGGAGAAGAGGGCAGCUGGAGUCAGCCUGGUAGCAGAGAACAUUUGCAACCUCCUGGAAGUCCUGCACUCUCGCCUUGCUCGCCAUCGCUGAGUAGUGGUACGAACGGAGGCGACAGCAGCGCAGGUAGCUCGUCGAGCAGUGGCAGUGACAGACGUCGACGUUCCGGCCUCACAACAGUGAUGCAGCGUCCAGUUUUGAACCCUGAGGUGGUCGUGGAGGUGGAAAAAAGGAUGAACAGGUGUUACCUGCCGUCGAGGCUGCUGCCGAAUCAUCUGAAAGGGGCAGGAGGCCCGACAAUGCCCCAUCACCGGAAAACCUCUAUUUACCCCACAAGUACUGCCGGUCCCAGGGAUUCGUACAAGGAGCCAAGUGUCCACGUGACUAACGCCGAGCGAUACUCGCCGGUACGUCGUGCCUCCGAGGGUUCGGGACCACAGGGUCCGAAUAUUCAGGCCCUUCAGCAAGAGUACCAGCAGCUUCAAAAACUUGCCUCGCCGCUGCAUAGUCCUGCGAGCAUUCCUGGAUCGCCUGUUCACGAGAGGGGUAUUGCCGCUAUUACACAAGGUUUGAGUGGAUUAUCGACGGCGCCAGUACAGGGUAGUAUAGUCCACGGUACCCCAACGCAGCAAUCUGCCACACCUCUAGAUUUGAGUCCGCUAAGGCAUCACCGCUCGCCGGCUACCACGCCGGUCAGCUACUCUCCUAGUAAUAGUCCUGCCUUAGAUAUGAUUCAAGAGGAGCAUCCCGUCGAUGUAUUAAGGGUACCCCCGCCACCGCAGAUUUCGGUGACGGACGUUCUAGGCGGCCAGGUGACGUUGGUAGGCUGCUCUCCAUCGCCUUCGCCGUCGCCGGAUUCCCUCGAAGAUAUCUUGCCGCACUACAGUCCUCUUCCAUCUUUCAUCAUCUCCGAGCCUUGUGACCCGUUGAGGCCGAGCAUAACUCGAGGAAUUGGUCGACCACUCAGCGGUACGCCAGUUCCAACCGAAGUCGAGGUUACGUUGUCCGACGAGUCAAGUCGGCUUAACUCCGAGGCGAUUCUUGGUCGGGUCAAACAGAUCAUCGACGCGCGUGCACCGCCUAAAGGCUUCAUCUUUUCACGACAGGAGAUGGACGGGAGCGGGUUGAGUCUGGAGUACCCUGGUGGCGUACAGAUUGAACUGAGGGUUUGCGAGAGCGAGGAGAAGGAGUCCAAGGGCAUCAAGAUGCGCAGGAUCAGUGGGGACCAACUGCAGUACAGUCAGCUGUGUCAACAGCUCAUUUCCUGCAUCACCGUUUGACGGCAGACUGUUGCUGUCGUCGUUGUGAUUAUAGUUGUCGUGACAUGUCGCGUUGCGACUUCCGCGGUCGCUGUUCUGGAGAUUGGGCAGUUAUUGCAUAACUGUAGAUGGAGAGAAUUCGCGUUGAAUGAGGUAGCAGGUUCGAUAGGAUUCUUGGUGAAUUGCUGAAUGGGAGUUGCCAGGUGUAAUUCAGAGACAUUGGGAGAGUGAGAACUGUCGACAAAAUUUAAUUGAGUCGAUUUGUCAUUAGAAAAGAAAUUCAGUUGUUUUCUUUAAAGCAGGGUUUGCUUAACUCAGAUUGACUCGAGAAGAUUUUGAUCGAUUUUAUGCUGUUAAACACGUGGAAUUGUAUUAAAUGGUUCUUCUGAUUACGAUACCGAGACUUGUUUUGAGUCUCGAAUGAUUUGACUACUUGAAUUCGGGAAUUCAGAAUUUUUACGAACCGAUUUAUAAAAAUUACAAUGUUAAUAUGUCCUACUUAUAAAUUAAAAGUUAUAUCAGUUAUUUUACAAUUUCAACUGAUACUAUAAAUAUGGUCAACUAUUAAUCAAGAUGUGUUUAUUAACUAUAGAGUCACUGUAUAUUUUUAUCAUUAGAUCUCAUAAAUUCCGUAUUCAUUGCUUGAAUAACUCAUCAACCGUCGUAUUCAAUUAGGCUUCAUGUCUAGACCAAAAACAUUUUUUUAUUGUUUUCAAUGGAAUUCGAAGCCUGCGACGAAUUUUUCUUGUCCGUGUAUCUGUUAUUCUCCGUAUCCUCUUUUUAUAUAUAUAUAGACAAAGAAGUACGUCGAUUAGCUGUGUUUAUUCUUUUUAUUACUUUGAGUUUUACAUUCCUAGAAGACGAAAAAAAUAAUAAAUCGGUGCCAACGAGCAUGGCGUGCGUCUCGUAGCACCAUUUAUACGCAGUAUUGCUCUUUAUGCAUGCUGAAUAUUAAAUAUUGCGCGCAUCCAGAAGAGUUUGACUUCGAGUACCUAUGUUUCUCUUGAAAAGUUUCUUUUUUUGAAAGUAAAAAAAACAAAGCAAGCUUUUAGAUAAGUUUUUUUACUUUGUUUUCUUUCUAAAGAAGGCAUAGAAGGAUAUUUAAAGACUGUAGAUACAUUGAAUGAACUAGUUAAUGAGGAAUGCUACGAGAGAAGUUGUAAUGUCCAGUUAUUGGAAAUUUUCAAAUUUUCAAUUUUGUUGUAUAAUCUGUAGUAUAUUUGAGUUCGUGAAAAAACUUGAAUUAAUGUGAAGGGAAAAUCAAUUAGGAAAUUAUGAUCUAUUUAGUGAAAUUCAUGUGCUGGGCACUUAUGUUUUGAGUUUUAGACGUUGUUUUUUUUUAAAUAAAUUUAAUUAGCUUUUUGUUAAAUUGGAUUGACGUAGUCGGUGUUGAUCACAAAUUAUGCCAUAUAGGGAUAAUGAAAUAUUGCAAAUUGUAUAAGCGUUGAAGAAUUAUGCGUUAGCCCCGUUUUUUAUUUAUCGAAUAGUACUGGACAGAUUUUUUUUUUAAUGUACCAUAAAAUAUAGUUGCAAAAAGUCGUUCGAGGCGACUGACAACCAGUUUAUUGUUAAAUAGAAAUUUGGGCUACGAAUUACGCACAUAACGUGGUAUCGUUAAUAAUAAUUGUACAUAGAAAACAAUAAUACACACACAUAUACACAAAUUGUACGAAAAAAAGUAAAUGAUAGUAGAGUAUAUUGUAUGUAUGGAAUCGAAGUAAAAAAAAACUAGGCAGAAAUUAAUAAUGACGAUGAAAAGCCAUGUUGUAAUAUAAAUAUAAAAUUAAUGAAAUUCAAAAUACUGCGACGAGAAUAGAGUACAGAUAGUAUUUUCUGCUGUCAAUUCUUCAACUAAGACUGUGAUUUUUAAAUAUAUUAAUUAUAAUUAGAAAACUCGUUAUUAAUACACGCCAAGCGACUAAAAGAGAUAA